Molecule: messenger RNA, 1434 nt
Organism: Microstroma glucosiphilum
Lineage: Eukaryota; Fungi; Basidiomycota; Exobasidiomycetes; Microstromatales; Microstromataceae
Exons: 4
Coding region: 23-1342 (439 amino acids)
Cellular component (GO): nucleus
Molecular function (GO): RNA binding
Source: RefSeq, a predicted model, not a curated record
CAAAAGUGUACCUCCUACCGCAAUGUCAUCAAGGUGGGACGCAGCACCACAGCAGCAGGCAGGGGCAAGUGCUAGUGCCAGUGGAAGCGGUAGCGGCAGUCCACCCAACGAUCCAGCAGCAGCAGCAGCCGCGGCAGCAGCAAGGAUCGCAGCGUCCUAUGGCGUGGGAUCGUCCACCGCCCCUUCCUCGCAAGCCCUUACCACCCUGAAGUCGCAGAGCAGUGGCGGACCUCCAGCAGACAAGAGGAGAGAAGGAAAUGAGGCGCCAUUCAAUGAGUUCGUCGAUAUCAACGAUGUCAAGAACCGAUACCUCAUCACCCGCGGUCCCACGCAGCACCAGAUCCACCAAGACACCGGCGCGUCCCUCACCACAAAAGGCACCUGGUACCCAGACCGCAACCUGGCCAAGCCUGACAACCCUCCUCUGUACAUCCACAUUGAAGCGCAGACCGAAGAGAUGCUCCAAAAAGCCCUCGCUAGAGUCAAUGAGGUAAUCAAUUCUGAGGCGCCGCAACUUAUCGAGGAGAGGGGCAUGAGGGGUAGAGCACCCCCUCCUGGUGGUGCCGAUGGGGGCUAUCGCCCACCAGGGGAGAGGAGGAAAUGGACAGAGGAGCGCAUCAAUUUAGGUCUGGAGUCGCUGAGGAACUUCAAUGUGCGAGCAAAGAUCGUGGGGCCCGGUGGGACAUUUGUCAAGUACAUCCAGGCAGAGACGGGAACCAGGGUGCAGAUCAAGGGGAGGGGAAGUGGAUUCAUCGAAAUUGAUACCGGAAGAGAGAGCGACGAUGAGAUGCACAUCCACAUCACCGGACCGGACGACAACCAAAUAGCCGAAGCCAAAACCCUCGCAAUCGACCUGCUAGACGCAGUCAAGACCGAGUGGGAGAAAUCGCGCCAAGUCCUCGAGCAACAAGGUUUCGCGGUCCCCGGUCCGGAUGGGCAAUGGCCACAUGCUCCUGGUGGCGGCAAUGGAACUCCUGCUGGCCCCGCGGGAAUGAAUGGUGGUGGAGGGUAUGGAGCGGGAUAUGGUGCUCAGCAGCAGCAGCAACAACAGGGUCAAGGAUACGGGGGUGGGGGCUAUGCAGCUCAAGGUCAGCAGCAGCAGCAGCAGCAGUACGGCGCUCGCUCCCCCGUAGGUCAAGUUGGAGGUCUUCAGCCUGGUGCGGGUAUAGGCGCGGGUGCGGCAGCAGCUGUACCCCAAAAAUCGCCAGAGGAGGAAGCGCUGGACAAGUACUGGAAGGACUAUAUCACCUGGGAAGACUCCUUCAAGGCGUACCAUGGUCGCGUGCCUACCAAGGAGGACGGAGGACAGGACGUGCCGGCAAAGUAUCGCCAGGCGAGAUGAAGGAUGGUCGGUCAGGGGGGCGGGAGAGGGAGGGAGGGAUGAGAGGAGAAGCAAAAAAGAAUCACGCCAUAUCGCUUCGCUUUGCCAUGCCA